AGAUUGCUUGCUUCCCAUCAUUUAGUCUUCCUCGCUCCACUGGAUCCGUAGAGGGCCGGAACGAGAGAGAGAGGGAUGGCGUCGGGGUGGGGGAUAACGGGGAACAAGGGGCGGUGCUACGACUUCUGGGCGGACUUCAGCGAGUGCAUAUCCGGCUGCCGCGAGCCCAGGGACUGCGCCCUCCUCCGCGAGGACUACCUCGAGUGCAUCCACCACGCCAAAGAGUUCCAACGAAGAAACAGAAUUUAUAAAGAGGAGCAACGUCAAAUCAGAGCAGCUGCAAGGAAGGCUGAGGAGGAAGCUGAAGAGCGUGGUACGAACACUCAUCAUUAGCAGUCAUCACAAGUAUCUAUUACCAUGCUGAGGACUAAUUGUUGAGCGGAUGCUUGUGUUUCACAUUGACUGUUUUUAAUUCAGUGUUCGUGUCAUAUGCUUGGCCGAUUCCAAGGCCAAGCUAAGAACCAUAAUAACCUGAACAAGGCUACCAUUUUGUUUAAAAUUUGGUCUGAUUUUCAGUGAGGAUUAAGAAAAAUAUUUCGUUUGAUUGCUCAUUUUCUUUUGGCUCAUCAUAUUUGACAUGCUGAACAUCAGAAUGAUAAUGGUUGCGUGUGUUGCCAGGUUUCUAGAUUUGUGAGGUAUAUAUCGAUGAAUAACAGGAUAAUUGAUUUUAUGCC
Phoenix dactylifera (date palm) is the source of this 674-nucleotide messenger RNA. RefSeq names its product NADH dehydrogenase [ubiquinone] iron-sulfur protein 5-B. Gene Ontology annotation, biological process: mitochondrial respiratory chain complex I assembly. NCBI's taxonomy places the organism in Eukaryota, Viridiplantae, Streptophyta, Magnoliopsida, Arecales, Arecaceae. Gene Ontology annotation, cellular component: respiratory chain complex I. The record is from RefSeq and is a predicted model, not a curated record.